This is a messenger RNA of Paraphaeosphaeria sporulosa, 579 nucleotides long. Its product is annotated as LexA/Signal peptidase. Gene Ontology annotation, molecular function: serine-type endopeptidase activity. Gene Ontology annotation, biological process: mitochondrial respiratory chain complex assembly. The annotation marks the transcript as partial. The transcript has a single exon. The record is from RefSeq and is a predicted model, not a curated record. NCBI's taxonomy places the organism in Eukaryota, Fungi, Ascomycota, Dothideomycetes, Pleosporales, Didymosphaeriaceae. Gene Ontology annotation, cellular component: membrane; mitochondrial inner membrane peptidase complex.
UGCGCCGCCGUCUUCUUCCGCGACCACUUCUAUACCAUUGACUCCGUCAACGGGUCCUCCAUGGCGCCCACGUUGUCGCCCCUCGCGCAUGAGACGGGCGCAAAAGACCGCAUCUUCAUAAAGCGCGGCUUCGACCGCCGAGACAUCCAGCGCGGCGACGUCAUCACGUUUUGGAAGCCGCACAAGCAGAGCGAGAUCAGCAUCAAACGGGUGGUCGGCGUAGAGGGCGACACGGUGUACCCGCACAGGGGGUAUGCAUGCAAUCCUGAGGUUGUGAAUGGGCGGCGUGUAGAGGGGUGGGAUGGGCUGGGGAGUCGGGAGUGGGCGUUGGGCGGGGAUGGAGAGGUUGAGCUCGGGAAGGUGGUCGUGCCGAAUGGGCAUGUGUGGGUUGAAGGCGAUAAUUGGCGGCGGAGUUACGAUAGCUGUGAUUUUGGGCCUGUGAGUUUGGGGCUGGUGGAUGGGAAGGCGAGGUGGGUGUGGAGGGAUUGGCUGCGGCUGCAGCCAGUCGGGGAUGAGAGGGAGAAGGGGAGGAGCAAGAGUAUGGUUGUCGCGGGGAAGGGCAGAGUAGAGAGGAGGUUC